Molecule: messenger RNA, 3370 nt
Organism: Scheffersomyces coipomensis
Lineage: Eukaryota; Fungi; Ascomycota; Pichiomycetes; Serinales; Debaryomycetaceae
Gene: GPI13
Product: mannose-ethanolamine phosphotransferase
Exons: 1
Coding region: 236-3235 (999 amino acids)
Biological process (GO): GPI anchor biosynthetic process
Cellular component (GO): endoplasmic reticulum membrane
Molecular function (GO): mannose-ethanolamine phosphotransferase activity
Source: RefSeq, a predicted model, not a curated record
AAAAAGACGCUAAAAAUCAAAACAUGUCAAAUUUAACAAAAUUGAUUUACAACCGUCAACAUCAUCACCAAUUUAACUAACCAACCCUAGCUUGCCUUCAGCCAUCUGCUUGCUUAUUACAAGCUGAAAUCACCUUCUCCUUCUCAAAGUCAUAUUCAGAUUGGCUUGCCAUUCUCCAAUUGUUGUUUUAGCUCCUAUCAAGUGAGUGAGCAGUGACGCUAAUCUACAUACAAAAAUGGAAGCAGAUCAAUUUGAAACAUCUGCUAUUACAAGACGAAUAGCUAAACAACAACAGAUGCAACAACAAGCCAGAACCAAAGUCAAGCAACAGAAGCUUAGACUCACAUUCAUGGGAUACGUGAUUGUGCUUAUAUUCUUAGCAAUUGUUCAAAUUAUCGGAGUGGCAUUUUUCAGUAUGGGAUUCCUUUUAACUAGAAACGUAUUACCUGAUAUUGCUGAUUGUAAUAUUAAUGAUAGUUGUAUACCGCCUAAGUUUGACAAAGCAGUACUAUUAGUCAUAGAUGCAUUGAGAUUCGACUUUGCUAUACCAAUUGAAGGCUCAAAUGAAUAUUAUCAUAAUAACUUCCCCAUACUAAAUCAAUUAGCUCAAAAGGAUAAUGCUGUUCUUUUGAAAUUUAUGGCUGAUCCUCCUACCACAACAUUACAACGAUUGAAAGGGUUAACCACAGGAUCAUUACCUACCUUUAUCGAUGCAGGUUCAAACUUUGAUGGUGAUCAUAUAGAUGAAGAUAAUUGGGUAUUGCAAUUACAUAAACAAAAUAAAUCAAUUGCUUGUUUAGGAGAUGAUACUUGGCAGGCUUUAUUUAGUAAUUAUAUUAAUCCAGAUUUGAGUUUCCCAUUUGAUUCAUUAAACGUUUGGGAUCUUCAUACAGUGGACAAUGGUGUCAUCAAACAUAUAUUUCCAUUAUUAGAUAAAUCACAAAGAAAUCAAUGGGAUGUAUUAAUUGGACAUUUCUUAGGUGUUGAUCAUGCUGGUCAUAGAUAUGGUCCAACUCACUAUGCUAUGAAGGAAAAAUUAAAUCAAAUGAAUGAAUUAUUAAUUAAAAUCAUAGCCGAAUUAGAGGAUAAUACUCUAUUGAUUGUUAUGGGUGACCAUGGAAUGGAUCAUACCGGUAAUCAUGGUGGUGAUUCAUUAGAUGAAUUAGAAAGUACUUUAUUCAUGUAUUCAAAGAAUAAAAAGUUUAACAAAAAGGAUAAAUCACAUUAUGAUAUAAGUGAUAAAGGUAAAAACUAUAGAUGGGUAAAUCAAAUUGAUAUAGUGCCGACAAUUUCCUUGUUAUUAGGACUUCCAAUUCCAUUCAAUAAUCUUGGUUAUCCUAUCGAUGAAGUCUUUUCUAAUGAUUUGGAAUUAGCUCAAGCAGCUCAUAAAUCUGUUCAACAAUUACAUAGUUUCAGAAUUAAAACACCUGAUUUAUCAUCUAAAUUAAACGAGGAUUAUCUUAGUUUUAUCCAGAAUUACACUGACCAUGGUAAAGAUAAAACUCGUCAUCAAGAUUUAGUGGAACAAGCUAAAAGAUAUCAAUUCACAUCAUUAGAAGAAUGUAAGAGUCUAUGGGCCACAUUCGAUAUGAAAUUAAUCUACAUCGGGUUAACUAUAUUGUUUUUAUCUUUGACAUUCCUUUUGACUUAUGCUAGAUCCAUUCCAUCAGUUAGGGUACUGACCAUGUCAUUUGAAUUCAUUGGAUCUGUGAUAGCUAUGUGUUUACUUGGUCUUGUUAUAAGUUUAUCAAUCUAUAUUGUGUUGAAACCAGUUGAUUUCAGUUUGAACAAAUGUUUAGCUACUGGAGCUGCUGCUGGUAUAAUCAUUGGAUUCUGGGCUCCAGUUAUGGAUAGAUUCAGCCUUAAUUGGCUUUGGCAUCAAACUAUUGACUUCUUCCUCUAUAACUUUAACAGCUAUUCCUUUGCAGGAUUGCUUUUUGUGUUUAGUCAUUGUGUGAUAUUUGCAUCUAAUUCAUUUGUUGUUUGGGAAGAUAAAAUGAUUCUGUUCUUUUUAAUAUCAUUUGGAUUUUGUUGUCUUUAUGGAGUGUCAAUCAAAACUGGUUUACCAAAAGAGCAAAAGAUUUUAGGAUUAAUGCAUGCAUUAACCUUUAUAUUAUUGACUAGAUUAACUUCGAUGAUUGAUCUUUGUCGUGAAGAACAACGUCCUUAUUGCGUACCUACAUUCAUUUCAAGUUGGUGGUCCAUUUUGUUAUUACAUGGUAGUACUUAUAUAUUACCAGCCAUGAUUAUGUCAUUCUAUAAUUUAUCCGGUUCUUACCAUUCAGCAGCUCCAUUGUGGAUCGGUACUGGACUUAAAUUCUUAAUGUUUAUGAAUGCUGCACAUUGGAGUAUCGAAUAUAUUCAAAAUUCUGAUUAUUUCAAUGCCAAUAAUAUCUACAUUAGUACUGCUUUAUUGAAAUCUUUAAAUUUAGCAAUUGCUAGAAUUGUGCUUUUUGUGGGAUUAAUAUUAGCUAAUUAUAGUUGGUCAAAGGGUCCAUUAUGUGUUAAACUAGAAUUUCUGCAAAAUGAGGCUGAUAUCAAUACUGAAGAGAAUGAAGAAGUUGAUGUUCCUAAAACAGCUAAUAUCUUAGGGUAUGGAAAUGUGUAUGGAUCUUCCUAUUUCUUAUUGUUGCUUAACUUCGCAGUAGCAAUUAUGCUUGUUACAAAGCCAUUAGGAGCUAUUUCAUUGAAUAUGUUAAUCAUUCAAAUUUUAUCCCUUUUAGAAUUAUAUGACUUAUUAAAUAUUAGAAAAAACCUUGUGGCUCCAAUAAUAUUUGGACUCUUAGCAUACCAACACUUUUUCAGUACUGGUCAUCAAGCAACUCUUGCAGCUAUUCAAUGGGAAAUAGGAUUUAUGACAACGGAAACUAUUGUCUUUCCUUUUACACAUUUGAAUAUCAUUCUAAAUACAUUUGGAUCUUUCUUCAUUGUAUGUUUAGCCAUACCAUUAAUCACUUUAUGGAAGAUUGUUCCAUCCAAUAAGCCAAUUACCGUGUUAUCACAAAUCAUCACCAAUAUAACUACAUUGUUAACUUAUAUAGCUAUUACUGGGUUAUCAAGUUUAAUCUUUGCAGCUCAUUUCAGAAGACAUUUAAUGGUAUGGAAGAUCUUUGCUCCUAGAUUCAUGUUAAGUGGAUUAUUAAUAAUCUUACUCAAUAUAUUCAUCAUUAUAGUUCCUUUAGCAUUUGGUACUGGUAAAGUGGUUACUCAAGUUAAUAGAAUUUUUGGUAAAUAAGCCAAAUAAUAGUACAAUUACAGAAAUACGCCGCCCUCUUACAGAAUACCUACAUACACACAUAUCUUUAUCUUUAUAUUUAUUAACAAAAACUACUUAAUUUAUAAACUUAGAAUAUUUAUUAAAAUAGUAUUA